AUGCCGGAACAUGAUCCCUUGGUCCUAUCAUACACCCACCUCGCGCAGUUUCGCCGAGCAGGUGAGGCACUGACCAUCUUGAAGAAGGUGGCCUCCCUUGUAAAGCCGAUCAUGCGCAGCCGUGGGUGGAAGGUUGGGGAGCUGGUUGAGUUCUAUCCCAACCAGCAGAAUUUACUUGGGCUAAAUGUUAAUCGCGGGAUGAGGAUAUGCCUACGGUUACGUUAUCCGCAUGACCAGAAUCAGUUCCUCCCGACCGAAAGCAUCGUUGACACAAUGCUACAUGAACUUUGUCACAUUGUACAUGGACCUCAUGAUGCCAAGUUUCAUGCUCUCUGGGACCAACUGCGUGAUGAAUGGCAAGGACUCCUUUUCAAGGGAUACACAGGCGAAGGAUUCUUGUCCGAGGGUCAUCGGCUGGGCGGAAGACAGGCGCUGCCGACUCAUGAAGUGCAGCGGCUUGCCCGUGCAGCCGCGGAAAAGCGAAAAGCUCACGAGCAGUUGAGUCGGGGGUCAGGACAACGGCUUGGCGGAGGGGAUAUAUCACGGCCGCCAAGGCCAGGUAGAAACCUACGCCAAGCAGCAGCGGCGGCGGCCGAGAAGCGCACAAAAGCUCUCGAGGGCUGUGCAACGGACAAGCUGAGUGACAACGAGAUUCGGAUCAUUGCAGACACGGCGUCGAAGAAUGGAUUUCGUACACAGGCAGAAGAGGACGAGGCCAACGAUCUUGCGAUUGCGCAGGCCCUAUGGGAGAUGGCCCAGGAAGACGAGAUGUCUAAUGCAGGUGGUUCAUAUGUGACCUCAUCGCCUGCGGAAAAAAUAAUGACGAGCAACGGGAACAAGACGAGACCACCAGUACCUCCUCGUCCCAGAGAGGAGCGAUUCUGGAUCUGCUCAGUAUGCACGUUGCAUAAUCCGCAGGACUUCUUGUGCUGCGAUGCCUGCGGGGUGGAGCGCGGCGAGGCAACAUUACACGUACCGGCGACACCGAGACAGCCUGGGCCGAGGCCAGCUGUGAUUGACCUAACAGAUAGUCCGCCAAAGAAGAAGACGAAGGGUCGUGAGACACUGCAAACAGCCCAGAGGCCACCAGCAUCGACGUCGGCGUCGGGCGCCGUGUCGGCACCGGCUCCAGCUCCUCCACCAACGUGGCGCUGCGAAUUUUGCGCGACAGAAAUGGAACGGCAGUGGUGGACCUGCUUUACCUGCGGACAGAUGAAGUUUAAUUCACGAUAG
Molecule: messenger RNA, 1233 nt
Organism: Trichoderma harzianum CBS 226.95
Lineage: Eukaryota; Fungi; Ascomycota; Sordariomycetes; Hypocreales; Hypocreaceae
Exons: 3
Coding region: 1-1233 (410 amino acids)
Source: RefSeq, a predicted model, not a curated record